Molecule: messenger RNA, 3018 nt
Organism: Thelazia callipaeda (thelaziosis nematode)
Lineage: Eukaryota; Metazoa; Nematoda; Chromadorea; Rhabditida; Thelaziidae
Source: the annotation of a GenBank genome assembly
AUGUGUUACCUUCAUUCAAAUCCUGUUCGCAUUAUUGUUAACAGCACAUUUUUGCCGGUCAUAACCUACUCUCGAAAUUUUCCAGAUUCCCUUAAAUAUGGGGAUUACAAAUUGUCAUCAGAUUUACAUGUUGUUCGUAUAACUCACAAGGAUAUUAAUGUCGACAUUGUCACUUUUCAUGAACGUUCAUUGCAGAUCGAAUUUCACUGCUUGUCAGACAGAGACCCAAUUUUGCGCAAGUAUGGAUGUGACAAAUCAACACAACUUCUUUGGCAUGCAGAGCUUGCAGACGAUAUAGUACCAGAGGAGUGCCAGAUGCGUUCUGAUGAUCGGGAAUAUGUGUUGAAAAAAAGAGAUCCAAAGCAAUGGACUUCGGGCCUACUACAAUGUAAUUCAUCCAAUACAAGUGCCUUGACUGUACGGUCCUCGACUACAGCUCGUUCACAUCCUCCACGUCCGAGCGUAGCUUAUCGAUACACCAAUACUGUUGCUGAAAGAUGGAACGCCUGUGCAGCAGCGCAAUCUUCCAGCUCGGGUUCUUCACAUAUCUCCAAAUACCAACGUACCUCCUACUAUCCAACAAGUCGAUAUCCAUAUUCACCGCAAAAUUUCAUCGAUUCAGAUUACCCUUCAACGAUGAGGUCGCGUUCGACAAGUUCAGUCUUACGCAGGUUACAGAUUUGGUCAUUUCUAAUAUUACUGUCAUCUUCGUCGUUGUGCUCCUCCAAUUUCUCAGCGUCAAACAUAGCUCAUAGUUCAGGAAGUGAUGGACCAUUUUCAGGGAUCUCAGCGUUAAAAUCCUCUGUUUCUCCUACUCUAUCAUCCUCAGGCCGUCCAACUGCCAAGGUAUUACCAUAUGAUGAACAAGGAACAGUUGUUGGUGUUGGCUUUACUGGUUUACGUAAUAUUGGAAAUUCCUGUUUCAUGAAUUCAAUCCUGCAGAUGCUCGUCAACUGCAAGGAGCUCCAAAUAUACUUUAAUAAAUGUCACUACAAAAAAGACAUCAAUGUGCUGAAUCCACUUGGUUUUGGUGGUCGACUGGCUGAGGUUUUCGGAGAGUUUAUGAUCCAGAUGUGGAAUGGGAUGAAUCGUAUGUAUGAGCCCACUAAAAUAAAGGAUUUGGUAGCCGAGAAAGCAGCUCAGUUCGCUAAUUUUGCUCAGCAUGAUGCUCAUGAGUUUUUGAGUUUUGUAUUAGACGGAUUACAUGAAGAUUUGAAUCGAGUGCGGUCGAAACCUACAACAAGUGUAGUUGAAGUUGAAGGCCGACCAGAUAUAGAGGUUUCAAAAGAAGCUUGGCAAAAUUAUCUUAUGCGCAAUGACUCGAUUUUUGUGGAUCUCUUUCACGGACAGUUGAAAUCGAGGCUGCAGUGUCCGAACUGUUAUCAGAUAUCUAUAACAUUUGACCCGUUCGUUUACUUAGCUGUUCCAUUCCCAAAGGAAAAACGUUCUUCUGUUGUAUAUUUUUGGCCUCUUGAUCCAUGUUUGAAGCCAGUUCAGAUAGCAAUACGGUAUAAUGCGGAUGGGAAGGUUUUAGAAAUGUUAGAUGCAUUAUCUCGACUAGUUAAUGUGAAUCCUAACGCUAUGCGCGUGAUUAAAGUCAACGACCAUAGAAUUACUCGCGUAUUUGAUCUGAAUGACAGUGUUAACAACAUACCUUCUAUGAAUGCAGUACACGUGUUUCAAGUCCACGUUCCUUAUGACUGCAAUGAUGAAGUCCUUGAAUUUGCGGUUGUUCAGCGUCUUCUUUAUCGCAAAGACAUUGAACGAGCCUGUAUCUACUGCCAUGCUUCGGACGUAAAAUUAAAAACUUGUGAUCGCUGUUUUGAUGCUUUCUAUUGCAACCGGCAGUGUCAGAUAGCAGAUUGGCAAGAGCAUAAAAUAAGCUGCAGAUCACGAAGCCAAGUAGAAGCAGUUGGGCUACCAUUUAUCAUCUCAUUACCCAAGAAGCGAGCCACCUAUGCAAAUAUUAUGCGAAAUUUAGAAAGUCGUUGCAAACUUUCUGUCAAUGUAUUUCAACCACCUGUUGAAAAUAACGAUGCAUCCAGUGAUUCGGUAGGAUCUUCUCGUGAAUCAUUCGUGGAUUUGAGCCCACCUUCCUCAAUAUCCGCUUGUAAUGCUAAUAAUGAAGAUUCUUCGAAUGAGGUGACUCCUGUUGCGGCGAAAAGACAAAUGGUUUUUGGUGAACCACGCAAUAAAUCACGAACAGACGCUAAACUCUUUGUGGUGCGUAAAUUGCAACAUGCAGAGACAGUAACUGGUGACACGUUAGUAGACCCGCAUUCAGAUGCACCUUUGGAUUUGCCAAAUGGUACAUUUCUGUCUAUCAACUGGUGGAAUUUGAAAUGUGGUAAAGAAUACUUGACUGUCGAAACAAAAGACCAACUUGAUGUUGAUUUGGACAAGUCGAUUCAUUAUCAGAGGAUGUCAGAAUCCAUGCAAAGCAAAAGCUGUAUAGCUUCAGUACCAUCCUUGUACGACAUGUUGGCAAUGUUCUCGGAGACAGAGCGUCUUAAACCGGAGGAAUCAUGGCAAACUCUAUACUUUUUUUUCAGGUAUUGUAGUAAAUGUAAAAGACAUGUGGAGGCUUCGAAACAGCUAGUUCUUUAUCGCUUACCUCCUAUCUUGAUCAUACAGUUAAAACGUUUCAUUUACUCAUCAACGAUGAUGGCACUGAAUCGUCGUUCUAAAGAUGAUCGUCGGGUGCAAUAUCCUAUUGAUAACCUUGACCUAUCGCCUUUUCUAGCCGAGACAGCCCCAUCUGGACAGGAGACAAAGUAUGAUUUAAUCGGUGUCGUGUGCCACUCUGGUAGUAGCUACUUUGGUCACUACAUAUCGCUAGCCAGAUUGCUAAGUAUUGAUGGCAAGACGACUGAAAUCGAUUGGCGUACUUUUGAUGAUGCAGCAGUUACACGGACUCAACUUUCACGUGUUCAGAGUGAAGACGCUUACUUGCUUUUUUAUAAGCAACAGGGCAAUGCUGCACAGGAAUUAUUUAAGAAAUACUACGAUGUGGAAUGA